CUAGCGAUAAAACACCUGACGCGGGUGCAACUUUUCGGCUUCGCGCGAUAACUACCUACUAAUGCCGUAUGUUCCCGGAAAGCAGACGACGACGAUGAGCGAGGUCUUCGAGGGCAGCUGCGCCGUCUGCGGUAACGCUGCUCGCACCAGGUGUAGCCGCUGUAAGGCCGUGUUCUAUUGCGGGCGGAAGCACCAACGCUCCGAUUGGCCUCGUCACAAAUCCGCAUGUGGAGUUUACGAGAUUCACGAUAACGAGUAUCUCGGGCGGCACAUACUUGCGAGCCGGGACAUCGCCACGGAGGAGGUAAUUUUCUCGGAGGUGCCGCUCGUCUGGGGUCCGCUGCCUCACACGAACGAGCGUAUCUGUGUCGGUUGCGGCAAUAAGAACGCCUUGUACAAAUGUCCCGAUUGCGGUUGGCCCGCCUGCAGUAGCACUUGCAAGGGUCUUGCCGGUGUCGUGCACGUCACUGAGUGCUCGAUUUUGAAGAAAGCGCAGUUAUCACCAAGAUGCGGCUAUCUGCUGAUAUUACGAACGUUGCUGCUGCGAGAAAGAGAUCCGAUGAGCUGGAGGCUGAUUAAUAAACUCCAAAGUCACGAAGCAAAACGUGGCCCCGAUACCGAAGUUUACGAGGAAGUGGAAACCAUCAUUCGCUAUUUUAACCCAAUCCUGUGCGGGGACUCAGAAACUAGAAAAAUUUUACCCAAUGUCUGUGGGCUCAUCGACGUCAACGCGCUCGAGACUAAUCCACCUGAGGGUUGCUCGGCCAUUUACGAGACAUCUUGCCUCCUGGAGCAUCGCUGCAUUGCCAAUACGAGGCACACAUUCACCCUCGACAGCGACGGCAGACCCAGGAUCAGUGUUGUCGCUGUCAAGCCUAUUAAAAAGGGCGAACACAUCAGCACGACGUACACGCACGUACUCUGGUCUACGAGGCUCAGACAAGAACACUUGCUGAUGACCAAAUACUUCACCUGUCAUUGCGAGCGAUGCGCUGACCCCACGGAGCUCGGCAGCAACCUCGGGACGCUCAAGUGUAUCUGUAAGAAUGGCUUUGUCACGUCAAGCGAUCCUCUCGAGCCCGAUGCCGACUGGGCUUGCGAUGCUUGCCCCGGUGUCCUGAGCUCUGCCGAGGUCGCUCAGCUCACCAACAGACUCGCCGAGGAGGUCGAGGCGGCCAUGACGGUUCCCGUUAAGGAUAUUAUGGUCGAUCUACUUCGUCGAUUAACCGUCCUUCUACAUCCGUGUCAUCAGUACUGCAUUACAAUUGGACACUCGCUCAUACAAUUGCUCUCUAAGGACGAUCCCCAAAAGGUGGAGCUCUGUCAAAGAAUGCUCGACACAAUUGCAAUUGUUGAUCCUCAUAAAACGCGUCUAACUCUCUACCAUGCGAUAGCUCUUCGCGAAUUGUCGAUGUGUCCCCACCAAGAUAAGAAUGACCUCUUAAUCCGUGCAAUGGAGGUGUUGCAAUACGAGCCUGUCAAUAGUCCUGGCGAAAUUUUAGCUAAUAUUAUAUUCUCUGAAGCUUAAUUCUCUACGCCCCUUCAUAUUUUUAUGAAAAAUAA
Ceratosolen solmsi marchali is the source of this 1563-nucleotide messenger RNA. It is a transcript of the gene SmydA-5, whose product is annotated as SET and MYND domain containing, arthropod-specific, member 5. The transcript has 4 exons. NCBI's taxonomy places the organism in Eukaryota, Metazoa, Arthropoda, Insecta, Hymenoptera, Agaonidae. Bases 62 to 1528 code for a protein of 488 amino acids. The record is from RefSeq and is a predicted model, not a curated record. Gene Ontology annotation, molecular function: protein binding.